This is a messenger RNA of Fulmarus glacialis (Northern fulmar), 1901 nucleotides long. Its product is annotated as dynein heavy chain 3, axonemal-like. Gene Ontology annotation, biological process: microtubule-based movement. Gene Ontology annotation, cellular component: dynein complex. The annotation marks the transcript as partial. The record is from RefSeq and is a predicted model, not a curated record. Lineage: Eukaryota; Metazoa; Chordata; Aves; Procellariiformes; Procellariidae. Gene Ontology annotation, molecular function: dynein light intermediate chain binding; minus-end-directed microtubule motor activity; dynein intermediate chain binding. The transcript is spliced from 14 exons.
AUGUCUAUAAUCCCACCAGCCCCAGCUAAAGGGGUUGCUGCCGUUGGAGUGGAGGCUACGAAGGCAGCUUGCAGUGAAUUUGCAGGUAAGGACAAGGAUGCUUAUAUUGAGGGGGAAGACCAAAAACUUCUAAGCAAACAAAAACCAAAGCAAAAUGAAGCCAACACAGAGCCCGAGGCUUCUGAGGGCACGCUGGGGAAUACCAAGCAGUCACAAAACGAUUCUGUAAGUAACAUGAGUCAUGCAAAACGGUUACCGGAGUUACCGCCCCUACCUGCUUCUGCUUCAGCUGCACCUUCAGAAUUGUAUCAGUAUAUUUGGUGGAACUAUACAUCUUAUAGAAGUGCUUUUGUAUUCAAAAUAGAAAGUCACAGUGCAGAAAAUAUGGUUUGUGCAGGGAGAAGCACACCAACUUUGUUGAACAGUUGGGAUCCCAUUUCACUGUGUGCACUUGCUCAUAUGCCAGAAUUACGUGUCAUACACUAUACAGACAACCAACCAUUGACCCCAGAAGAACAAUUUGUUGUCAUGCACUUACAUGAGAAGGAGAUAAGUAAGCGAGAAAAGCCACCUUCAAAAAACGAUAUAGAGCGGUACUGUUACUACAUAUAUAAUGGAGUGCAGGAAGACAUGCUGGCACCUCAGGAUAAGGAAGUGAUGAAUGUAAUUUUAAAGCAUAUUCCAACUCACAUUCUUGCUAACCCCAACCUGGAGAAUUUACUUGCAAGUUUAAAAGAAGAGAUUCAGGCAGACUAUCGUAUCAGCCUCAUGAAAGCCAUUGUUGAUUACAUCUUGAUGGAUCCAGCUGAGAGAGAGAGACUGUUUAUUGGAAGUACCCCACGCCCUUUUCCCCAGAGAGUUGUCCGUGCACCAGUCCCAUGGCACAGCUCUUACGAAGAAGUGAAAAGCUGGAAUGAAAGAAAUCUAUUCAUAGUGAAUCCGUUGAUGCCCACUUUGCAACAGCUCUGGCUUUCUCAGUAUAGUCAUCUAAGGUUUGUUCGCACUGAAGAAAUGCUUUGUAGAGAUCUGCCACUGUUGCCUACCGAAUUUGAGGAGGUCAUUCGAAGACACUGUGUGGAAGCUCGCAAUAUUCUUCAGAACAAGUGGAUCCCAACUUGUGCCUGUAUUUUCCUUGAUCAAAAAAGGAAAUGGCUUCAUUUUGCUCCUGAAAAUGACUGUGAUUCCUCUCAGCAAGUUGAAAGCUAUUUUCAUUCGGUGGCAACUCUAAUGUCAUUACAGUUACGUGAGAUGGUUGUUAACUCCUUAGAAGAUCUUCUUGCAUUUUUUAUGAUCCACAAGGAUGGAAGUGAUUUUACAGAACCGUAUCAAGAAAUGCAGUUCUUUGUACCUCAAAUACUAACAGUCAAACUCAGUGUGGAAGAACCUAAGAUUGUCUUUGAGCCACCUUUGAAAGAAUGUUGGGAUUUAAUCAAUCAUUGCUUCAGGGAGAUCCUGCAAAGUGCUGAGGAACUUCCAAAGGUAGAAAGAUUUCUAUUUCCAGAAUUAAAAAGAGAUGAUCUCACUCUCAGUACAGUCAAACCAGAUGAAUCAUUGUUUUCAGAGUAUGUGAACAAACUUGAAAAGAGCUUUGAGAGCAACAUACUUGGUCCACAGAAGUAUUUAAAGAGGUACAGGAAAUACAGCAAUCUCUUGAACAACAAUGCACAGCAAGAUGUCACAGAUUUCUUGAAAGAAGGUCAUACUUUAGAAGCUUUAACAGAGAAGAUUGACAGCUUAACAAAACUGAAAAGAGAGAUUGCUUCCAUGCCUGUCACUGUCCCUCUGGCCAUGUUCUGUCUGGAUGCUGUACAACUGAAUGAGGAACUCUGCAAUCGGACCCAAAAUCUUAAAGAUAGAUUGAUUGAAUUUGAAGUGAUGGAAAACAGAGAGUUAAAUAAAAG